This is a messenger RNA of Cladophialophora yegresii CBS 114405, 1611 nucleotides long. RefSeq lists its product as uncharacterized. The coding region runs from base 1 to 1611 and encodes 536 amino acids. The record is from RefSeq and is a predicted model, not a curated record. The transcript is spliced from 2 exons. Gene Ontology annotation, cellular component: cytosol. NCBI's taxonomy places the organism in Eukaryota, Fungi, Ascomycota, Eurotiomycetes, Chaetothyriales, Herpotrichiellaceae. Gene Ontology annotation, biological process: positive regulation of GTPase activity; positive regulation of TORC1 signaling. Gene Ontology annotation, molecular function: GTPase activator activity.
AUGGCUGGCUUCAAUCCGGCCAGAGGUGUCCGCCAGCCAGAGUGCGCAGUAUGCCUGCCACCAUCGCCUCCACUGAGAGCAUCUUCCUCCACCGAUUCCUUCCACACCAAAGUCAAUGACUCUUCGCUGGAGUCCUCGCAGGACCUCCACGCACCACCAACUUUACGCAAAACUGACACAAACUCCACGUUGCCGACCGACUUUUCCGGCGCAUCUACCAACGUCGACUCCGAGCCCGAAAGUCCGAUCAUUGAGAAACACCCGCUAUUCCAGCCGGUAGACCAGAAACAGACGGGUGCCUCGCAAUGGCGCUAUGGUCGUAAUCAAGGAGAGACAUGUGCCAGCUGCACUUUCUCCGUUCCCAAGGCUGUGGCUGAGCAACUCCCCGCGGGCGCGCCAGGCAGCAAGAGAGCCGAUGGCGCAAGCACGGCCAACACAGGACCGCCCGUACUACGUUCGAGAGAGUUUGUGUGUUUGCGCGAAAAGAAGAGACGCAAAAGGAGUGUUCAAGCCUCAUACGACUCCAAGUCUUCGUCCUAUGGCUCGUCUGUCGUUUCUUCUGCCCUUUCUCAGACGAGCUCGCGCCCACAGUCUCAUCACUCAGACGACUGUCACGACCAUACAGUAACCUAUCUUACCGCGAAAUCUCCUGUUGAUCCCGAGAGCUAUGCACAACUGCGCGCAUCCGUUAUCCGAACGCUGUCCUGCGAGCUGCUUCCACGGGGCAUGUCGGAUGGUCCCUUCUGCUUCGGCGAUUCGAACACGGGCUAUACUAUUGCACAUGUCUUCCGGUUGACUGAUCCAAAAGCCAGAGGCCGACGCCGUGCAUACGCUUUCGUCGCCCUUGCAGGUAAAGAUGCCAGUCGCGCCUUUCAGGCUUGUCCAAUGCUAUGGAACUCAUUCAAGCGCAUGGCCAAAGGUAUCGAAGCAGCCGCUCAAAGAAACCAGGACAGACAACGCGAGAGAGAGGAAAAGCUGUCAGCGGAAACAAACAGAGCUGGAGCUAGGAACUACACGCCCGUGUCUUCGUUCCUGACAUCCCGAACCAUGGAUCCGACCGGCCACCCUCGACGUGCUGGACAGGCCACACCUCGAAGCCUCGCCGAGAUUGUCGGUGACGAGAACAUCUUCGCAUUCCUCCACCAAUACUUCGUGGGCAUCCUUCGCUGCCUGGGCGAUCAAUUUGGCGGAACGCCACUGGUGGAGCAGCCAUCAGUGUUUCAGUCUACCAGCGAGGAAGCACCGCAGUUCAACAAGGCUGAUGUCGUAGGGAGACGGCAAAUAAGUAAUGGUACGAAUAUCCCGAGUCCUGGGCCGGAGCACAGUGGGAGCCUACAAGGUAAAGAUGCGACGCCGACGCCUCAAGGCUAUCAGAUGGGACCAACCAAGACUUGGACAUUGUCGCAAGUGCAGCUUCCGAAGACCACCACACCGAAGGAGGAUAAUGAGGAGGAUCUUGACCUCCGAAAAGUAGAGCCGCGAGAGAACCUCAGAGAAAAGGACAAGAACAAGGCAAUCACAGGUACCACCUUGUCAUUCAGGAAGUCGAACCCACAAUGUGCAGUUCCCCUCGCAGUCAACGAGACCGCCCAGAGGCAAGUCGUUGUAUGA